Molecule: messenger RNA, 339 nt
Organism: Trametes versicolor FP-101664 SS1
Lineage: Eukaryota; Fungi; Basidiomycota; Agaricomycetes; Polyporales; Polyporaceae
Exons: 2
Coding region: 1-339 (112 amino acids)
Biological process (GO): proteolysis
Molecular function (GO): tripeptidyl-peptidase activity; serine-type endopeptidase activity
Source: RefSeq, a predicted model, not a curated record
AUGAGCACGCUGGGCCCGACACUCGCGUCCCAAGUCACGCCGCUCGGCGACGCGCUGCUCAACGCGGUCAAGGCGCCGCUCGCAUUAUCGAACCCGUCGCUGUACCUCACUCGGACGGGAUCGAAUGCGCUAAACGAUAUCCAGGCGGGCAGUAACCCGGGUUGCGAUACGGACGGGUUCCCGGCGGUCCAGGGGUGGGAUGCGGUCACCGGGCUGGGAAUGCCCGACUUCCAGAAGCUGCUCGUAGUGGUCAAUGGGGUUCCGGAAGUGAUUGAAACGCCUGGCACGGUCAGGGCUUGCCCGCUGGUGCCUCAGGUCCGGACCUUGCGGUUUGGAUAG